Molecule: messenger RNA, 1574 nt
Organism: Notodromas monacha
Lineage: Eukaryota; Metazoa; Arthropoda; Ostracoda; Podocopida; Cyprididae
Source: the annotation of a GenBank genome assembly
UUUCGCGUUUUCAGAGAAGCAAUAUAAUGCCUCGAUACGUGUCUUUUCGGGACCAGUAUGCGAUUGAAUGUGCUUCAGUGGGACAGGACGUGUUGAAGUCAGUGUAUGAGAAUGUUUGUUAUACCGAGUUGCGGUUGGAUUUGGACCGUGUGGUUGGAGCUUGUGCUUGGCCGCCCUUGAUGAAGGCCUUGUCUUGCGCCUCGGAUCUCACUCGGAUUUGCAUCUUUUCAAAGUCUGGGCUUCAGAGUAAUGCUGCUUUGAACGUGAGGCUGUUGGUGGAAGCUUUGACUGAGUGUGUUGUUCGAUCGAAACAACUCCUGGACUUGGACCUGGUUCGAGUGGAUCUUGGACAAGCUUCUUUGUUGCGAUCAAUCCUUUCUCAUCAACAAGCUGUGAGGACGAAUGCAGCAGAAAGACACCAGUUCACCAAGCGUCUUCCAAGAUUCAGCGGCAUUAAAAGAUUAUCAUUCGUCGACUGUCCCAAUUUGGGUUCAGCGUCGUUUCGUUGCAUCGCCGAGAGUUUGCACGACAGCGACGCCGUCAAGGCCCUGGACAUGGUCAAUUGCGGGAUCGACAAGAGGGGUGUGAGUGCCCUGGAGGCCCUGGUGUCACUCAACACGAGUCUGGUACUUGUGGACCUGCGCGGGAACGAAGUAAUGGCCUGUGCCGGGGACUUGUUGCGACAGAAGCUGUUGAUUUUGUCGCAGGGCACGCAAAAGUAUCCAGUGUUGCCAACUUCGCAUGCUUGGGACGCCGCUGUGAGAUCCCCAACGAAAUCCCCGCAUCGUCCUUCUGAGACAACUGUCAAACCUCGCCCUUCGGUGCCUCAACCGCCGGAAGAAGUCGCCGAAAAAAUCUACGCCAGAAAAUCAAAGAAUUCGUUGGAAGCCCUUCUGACGACCGUCGUGGAAGAAACGGAAAAGCGGAAGCGAGUGGAAGCUGAGUUGAUGAGGACCAGGAAGGAGAAUGCGGAUUUGAAAGCCCGGGUUUCCAGGCUGGAAUACCUCAAUGGUUUCACUGAAAACACGGCCUUGACUGUCGAAGACACCUUGUUGAGAUUCCAGUCAUUUCUCGAUGCCCUCGCCUCACUAAGGUUGGAGUACCUCAGUGAAGUUGAAGCGGAAUUUGACAAAAUGCGGACGACAGGCGAUUCUCAAAAUGAUCCGUAUAGCGAGGAUACUUUUGAAUCCGAAACUGACUCACUGAGAAUGGUCUUGAAAAGACUCGGUGAAGAUACUGUGAGGUUGGUGUCGAGUUCUCAAGUGAUCACGUCAGUGGCGUCGGUGGUGAAAGAAUGUGUCGAGAAUUCUUUGGACGCGGGGGCGACGAUUGUAGAGGUCAGAUUGGAAGAUUAUGGUUUCGACAGCAUUGUUGUCAAGGAUAACGGAUGUGGGUUGAAUGAUGAAGAUGCUAAAUGCAUGGCUCUGCCUCACUACACUUCCAAGAUCUCCAGUUUCUCUGAUCUAGAUGUCGCCCAAAGCAAACGAGAUCGCACCAUGAAGAAACUAGAUGUCGCUCAUGGUCGCGCCACGUUGCUUAGAAGCAACUGGAGUUCUCUAGAACUCACAAGAAGA